This is a messenger RNA of Coregonus clupeaformis (lake whitefish), 5853 nucleotides long. RefSeq names its product UDP-glucose glycoprotein glucosyltransferase 1 (gene uggt1). Bases 31 to 4659 code for a protein of 1542 amino acids. NCBI's taxonomy places the organism in Eukaryota, Metazoa, Chordata, Actinopteri, Salmoniformes, Salmonidae. Gene Ontology annotation, cellular component: endoplasmic reticulum. The record is from RefSeq and is a predicted model, not a curated record. The transcript has 39 exons. Gene Ontology annotation, molecular function: UDP-glucose:glycoprotein glucosyltransferase activity.
GACCCCACCCACUCCCAGUCCCAUCUGAACAUGGCAGAUGCGGGAAGUUACCAAGCCGGUUUCGGCCCCAGGAUGUGGCAGCACUGUGCCCUGCUCCUGUCCCUGUCCCUGCUACCAGUGGUGUCUGGAGGAGCUGACUCCAAGGCUGUCACCACCAGUCUCACCACCAAGUGGGCCUCUACCCCUCUGCUGCUGGAGGCCAGUGAGUUCCUGGCAGAAGAGAGUCAGGAGAAGUUCUGGGAUUUUGUCGAAGCCAAUCAGAACAUCAAAGGGGAACAUGAUGAUACAGACCAGGCAUACUACGACCUGAUCGUGAAGAGAGCCAGUGCUCUGCUCAGCACAGUCCAACUCAACAUGCUCAAGUUCGCCCUCUCUCUCAGGGCCCACUCUGCUACUGUACACUCCUUCCAACAAAUAGCGUCCAACGAGCCCCCUCCCUCUGGUUGCUCAGCCUUCUUCAAUGUCCACGGAGAGAAGUCAUGUGACACGGAGAAAUUGGCUGCACUGAUGGAGAACGCACCAGAACGGCCCAAGCCCUAUCUAUUCAAAAGCGAUCACAGGUUCCCGGGAUCAAAUCCCGACGCUCCGGUUGUUAUCCUGUAUGCCGAGAUUGGAAGUUCGGAAUUCACAAUGUUCCAUCAGCUGAUGCUGUCCAAAGCCAACAAGGGACUGGCCACAUAUGUGCUUCGUCACUACCUGGCUUCUCCCAGCAGUGGUAGAGUGUAUUUGUCUGGUUAUGGAGUGGAGCUGGCCAUCAAGAACCAGGAAUACAAGGCUAAGGAUGAUACCCAGGUCCAGGGAGCGGAAAUGAAUGCUACACUGAUGGGAGAGAAUGACCCAGUGGAUGAGGUCCAGGGAUUCCUCUUUGGAAAACUGAAGACUCUGUACCCUGAGCUGAAGGAGCAGCUGAAGGAGCUAAGGAAACACCUGGUGGAGAGCACCAAUGAGAUGGCUCCCCUCAAAGUCUGGCAGAUGCAAGAUCUGAGUUUCCAGACUGCAGCUCGGAUCCUGGCUGCUCCAUCUUCAGAUGCCCUGAAUGUCAUGAGAGACCUCAGUCAGAACUUCCCUACCAAGGCUAGGUCCAUCACUAAAACAGUGGUCAGCUCUGAGAUACGUAAAGAGAUGGAAGAGAACCAGAAGUUCUUUAAGGGAACUCUGGGAUUGCAGCCUGGAGACUCUGCUCUCUUCAUCAACGGACUACACAUAGACCUAGACACACAGGACAUCUUCAGUGUGUUUGAGGUCCUCCGUAGUGAGGCCAGGGUGAUGGAAGGUCUGCGUUCUCUCCUCAUCGAGACUCCCUACAUCCACGACAUCCUCAAGCUCAACGUACAGCCUUCUGACUCGGACUACGCUGUGGACAUCCGCAACCCUGCUAUCAACUGGAUUAAUAAUCUGGAGACAGACAGCAGGUACGGUUCAUGGCCCUACAAUGUCCAGGAGCUCCUCAGACCAACCUUCCCCGGAGUCAUACGACAGAUCCGCAAAAACUUCCACAACCUCGUGGUGAUUCUGGACCCCACCCAUGAGAGUUCUGCUGAGCUGUUGAAUGUUGCUGAGAUGUUCUACAGCAAUAACAUCCCACUCAGGAUUGGGCUGGUGUUUGUGGUGUCUGAUGUUGAUGAGAUAGAUGGUAUGGAGGAUGCAGGUGUGGCUCUGCUCAGAGCAUUUAACUACAUCACAGAAGAGCUGGACGCUCCCGCCGCCUUCGACGCCAUCAUCUCGAUGUUUAACCGUGUGCCUAGCGGUGGUAAGCUAAGUGUAGGUGACGUAGUCAAGGUGUUGGAGAAGAAGUUUCCCUACGUGGAGGUCAGCAGCAUUCUAGGACCUGACUCCACUUAUGACGACAACAGGAAGGAAGGGCGUGGUUACUACUUGCAGACGGGGGUAGGUCCGUUGCCAGUGGUGAUGUUCAACGGAAUGCCAUACCAGAGAGAACAGCUAGACCCUGAGGAGCUAGAAACUGUCACCAUGCACAAAAUACUGGAGACUACCAGCUUCUACCAACGGGCUGUCUACCUGGGUGAGCUGGCCACUGAUCAAGAUGUGGUGGAUUUCAUGAUGACCCAACCCAACGUUGUCCCUCGUAUCAACCCCCGAAUCCUGUCUACUGCCAGGACAUACCUGGACCUAUCUAAUACCAAUAACCACUUCAUAGACGAGUACGCUCGCUUUCUGUUCCUGGACACCAGAGAGAAGAGCACUGCUGUGGCUAACAGCAUGAACUACAUGACCAAGAAAGGGAAGGCCCCCAAGGACCACCAUGAUGAUGGCUACAUCCGUCCAGUCACAUUCUGGGUUGUGGGAGAUUUUGACCAACCUUCCGGCCGCCAGCUACUAUACGAUGCCAUCAGACACAUGAAAACGAGUAACAACGUGCGAUUGGGCCUGAUCAACAACCCCAGCGACAGCCCAUCCGAGGAGAACAGUCGUGUUGCCAGGGCGAUAUGGGCGGCCAUACAGACCCAGACAGCUAACAACGCUAAAAACUACAUCACCAAGCUGGCUAAAGAAGAGACCGCUAAGGCACUGGAGACUGGGGCUGACGUCACACAGUUCACUGUCGGGGGUAUGGACGUAGCCUUGUUUAAGAGUGCGUUUGAAGGUCCUAAGUUUGACUUCCUGCUGUCUCACGCUGUCUACUGCCGAGACGUUCUCAAGCUGGGGAAAGGACAGAGAGCAGUCAUCAGCAACGGACGGAUCAUUGGUCCGCUAGAGGAUGGGGAGGUCUUUAACCAAGAUGACUUCCUCCUAUUGGAGAGUAUCAUUUCGAAGACCUCGGGAGAGCGAAUCAAAAGCAAGGUCCAGCAGUUUGGGGUUGAGGAGGACAGGGCCAGUGACCUGGUGAUGAAGAUUGACUCUCUGCUCUCCUCUCAGCCCAAAGGAGAGGCCAGAAUAGAACAUGCCUUUGCUGAUGACCAAUACAGUGCUGUAAAGAUCCGGCCCACAGAGGGAGACGUCUACUUUGACAUGGUUGCCGUGGUAGACCCCGUAACCAGGGACGCCCAGAAACUAGCUCCGCUCCUAUUGGUGUUGAAGAAGCUGGUCAAUGUGAACCUGCGCGUGUUUAUGAACUGUCAGUCCAAACUCUCAGACCUGCCUCUCAAAAGUUUCUACCGGUAUGUGUUGGAGCCUGAGGUGGUGUUCCAGACGGAUGGUAGUUUCUCCCCUGGUCCCCUGGCUAAGUUCCUGGACAUGCCCCAAACGCCCCUCUUCACACUCAACCUCAACACCCCUGAGAGCUGGAUGGUGGAGUCUAUACGCACUAGAUAUGACCUGGACAAUAUCUACCUGGAAGAGGUGGAUAGUAUAGUAGCAGCAGAAUAUGAGUUGGAACAUCUGCUGGUGGAGGGUCACUGUUUUGACGUGAGUACAGGUCAGCCCCCCAGAGGACUCCAGUUCACCCUGGGAACCUCCUCCGACCCUGUCAUCGUCGACACCAUCGUCAUGGCCAACCUGGGUUAUUUCCAGUUGAAGGCUAACCCAGGAGCCUGGAUACUGAAGCUGAGGAAAGGACGGUCUGAUGAAAUCUACAAGAUCUACAGUCAUGAGGGAACAGACUCUCCAGCAGACGCUGAUGACCUCAUCGUGGUGCUGAACAACUUCAAGAGCCGGAUCAUCAAAGUCAAGGUCCAGAAGAGGCCAGAGAAGUUGAGUGAGGAGCUGUUGAGUGAUGGAACUCAGGAGAACGACUCAGGCUUCUGGGAGUCACUCACCAGAGGGUUUACAGGAGGUGUGAAGCCGGAGGAGAGUAAACAGGAGAAGGAUGACGUCAUCAACAUCUUCUCUGUGGCCUCUGGACACCUCUACGAACGUUUCCUCAGGAUCAUGAUGUUGUCUGUUCUGAAGAACACUAAAACACCAGUCAAGUUCUGGUUCCUCAAAAACUACCUGUCCCCAGCAUUUAAGGAGUUUAUCCCGUACAUGGCAGAGCAGUAUGGUUUCCAGUAUGAACUAGUCCAGUACAAAUGGCCGCGGUGGUUACACCAGCAGACUGAGAAACAGAGGAUCAUCUGGGGUUACAAGAUCCUGUUUCUGGAUGUACUGUUCCCUCUGUCUGUCGACAAGUUCUUAUUCGUGGAUGCAGAUCAGAUAGUGCGUACAGACCUGAAGGAGCUCCGUGACUUUGACCUUGAAGGAGCUCCGUAUGGCUACACACCGUUCUGUGAGAGCCGGAGAGAGAUGGACGGAUUCCGCUUCUGGAAGUCUGGCUACUGGGCGAGUCACCUCGCUGGACGCAAAUACCACAUCAGUGCUCUGUAUGUCGUAGAUCUGAAGAAGUUCCGUAAGAUAGCAGCAGGAGACAGACUGCGAGGACAAUACCAAGGCCUGAGUCAAGACCCCAACAGCCUGUCCAACCUCGACCAGGAUCUGCCUAAUAAUAUGAUCCACCAGGUUCCUAUCAAGUCUCUGCCUCAGGAGUGGCUCUGGUGUGAGACUUGGUGUGACGACAACUCUAAGAAGAAGGCCAAGACUAUAGAUCUGUGUAACAACCCCCAGACCAAAGAACCCAAGUUGCAGGCAGCUGUUCGUAUCGUAGCAGAGUGGAGCGACUACGACCAGGAGAUCAAACGCCUGCAGAACAGAGUCCAGGAGAGAGGAGCAGAGAACUAUACCACACAGAAGGACAAGCCAGAUGAUACACAUAUAGAGUUGUGAGAGACCAGUGGAUGGAAGAUGUGGCUGUAGCAGUAACAAAAGAUGGAACCAUGUUUAUAGACACUGCUGUUCUCCUUUGGAACAGCAUUGACAGACAGACUGCAAACCAAUGCCCAUUCAAUCAUUCAUUUUCCAUUUAUUUGUAUUUUCUCUGUUUUGAGAGUGGCGAGGAUACAGGGAAGGGGUGCUGGGUGGGGAUGGUCGGGGUGACUGUUAGUGGAUGGUCGGGGUGACUGUUAGUGGAUGGUAGGGGUGACUGUUAGUGGAUGGAUAUGUGUGUGUGAAGACAUUAAUCAUUACGAAAUAUCUGACAUUUCCAACAGUUUCCCCUCCCUCCAAUAUUUUUGAUCCAUCCAUGUUUGCACUGAUUAGGACACCUGCUUAAACAACUGUCUGUCUGUGGGUAGAGGUUUGGGCUUAGGAGUUAAAUCACAAUGAUAAAUAGCAGCUUAAGUUAUGAGAUUAGUUUUGGCCUUCUGUUUCUGUGCUUUAGACUUCAGUUGUCCAUGGCCUGUGUCAAACUCAGGGAAAGAUGGUUUUGGCCAAUCGAUCUGAUUCAAAAACUCGUAAUGACAAUACAAAGAGGACUGAGGCGACAAUUUAUUUAAUGUAAAACAGACAUUAGUUCUGUCAUGUAAUAAAAUAGGGAUUAAUAUCUCUACAAAACAUUUUUUGUCUGCAACAUUCAGAACGUUACAUCCUUCUGUACGUGAUGCCGGCUGAUGUGGAGUGUAAAGGGAUAUGUGUGGGUGAGGACUAGUGGGGACAUAUCAGCGACAGACAGGUCACAGGUACUGGGAGUUCCAUGAUCACUCAAAUUGCUUUUAACAGGGAAUUGAAAGUCAGCAGGCAUAAGACUAGAAUGCUGUAGUUGAGGGUGGCCAAUCUUAUCCACAAAAGGUCUAUGUGGGGUCUUGUUCUAGCAACACACCCAUUUCAUCUAGUCAGUCUUUAAUGAAGAUGAUGAUUAGUGGUCUAGUUGAAUCAGACUGUUUGACUGGAACAAAAGCCUGGGUCAGAUUGGCCACCCCUGCUGUAGUUAACUCCUGUUUCUCUGCUGUGGUCUGUUCUGGAGUAAACACUGUUAGUCAUCCAUUGCAAACCUCUGGCUGUUUCCGAUCUCUUUGUUUUGGCUAAAUAUGUACUGUUAAUUGUGGGAAAUCAAUAUUUUGUAAUAAAAAUCAAGGAACCCAA